AUGGCUCCCGUAACAAGCAAAAAGCGUACCACCGCCCGCGCAAAAUCCGCUCGCGCAGCGCGCCCUCAAUUGCCAACACCCGACCCCACCGAAUCCUCUUCGCUCUUCGCCUCUUCCAAGAAAGACAAACGCUCAAUCAAGCACUCCGCGUUCGUCGGCAAGAUUGAAAAAUCAUCUUCCAAAUCCACGAAGCGAAGACGCCCAAAUAAGAAGCUCGUCGCUGAUCUCGAGUCCAUCGCCAAUGCGUUGCCCGACUUCGACGACGAUGGGGAAAAGGAGGAAGUGGAGGUAGGGCAGGCAAAAGUGCGGCGAAAGACUAUGAAAAGUCUGAAGAGCAGACCCGGGGCUACGAAGCGAAAAGAGAAACUGGAGAAGAUGGAGAGAGAUAGGUUCAAUGCGAACCUGGUACAGAUGGCGAGCACAGGCAGCGGGACAAGCACUGCGGUCGCAGACAGAUGGGCAGCAUUGAAGAACCAUGUGCAGGGUACAAUGGAGGUCAAGCCGGAGUUUGCAAAGAAAUGA
This is a messenger RNA of Periconia digitata, 522 nucleotides long. NCBI's taxonomy places the organism in Eukaryota, Fungi, Ascomycota, Dothideomycetes, Pleosporales, Periconiaceae. The record is from the annotation of a GenBank genome assembly.